UUUCAAAUCUUCAUUAGUUUAAUGCCAAAAGUUAUUACAAUGAGUUCAGAUCUUUACGUUGAGUUUUUAAUAUAAAGUUUUGUCAAUACCUGAAAGUAUUGGCCAGGCUUUGACCCUUUUAAAUUUUGAAUAUAUGUUCCGUUAAACUCUGACAUAGCCCUUCCAUUCUUGUUCUGUGUAUUUUUAUCGUCAGAAAAGAAACAUGGCAUACAAGUUUUUUCUCUCAUAGAAAAUUUCUGUUGCAGUUUGUCAUACGUUAUUCCGUUCUGUCCGGACCUACAACAUUUAUGCACUACUCUCUUUAUAAAUUCAUACGCUCAAUUUCGGUGAUGGAGAAAAGUACCGUAACAUCGAUUAAAGUUUUUUUCGUACAGGAAGUACAACAAAUUAAGGAAUAAUACUUUUCGAUAUUAUUAUUUUCGAAUUUAGUAUUAUUAGUUAUAUUAAAUAAAUUUACAGUAUUUUAAUGCUAAUUUGCGCACAAAUAUACAUACAUACAUAAGUGCAGCAUUAAUAGUGUAGCGAAAUCGUAAUUCGAUUCAAUAAAAAUGGUAAUGUCUAAUUGUAAUCGAUUUUUGCAAAAUGCAGAUGUGUGAAAUUCCCAUUCCUAGGAAUAAUAAAUAAAUACUUAUAUGUUUAUUGUGGAAAUUUACAAGAAUGAGGAAAUUUGUGCGAUUUAGACGCUGGGUUUUAUUCAUAUUAACAAUAUUUUUAACUGCAAUUAAUCUACUGUGGACAUUUUGUUUACUGGAAACGGAAAUAAAUUCGCAACGAAUCAAUAAGACGUAUAACAGAUAUACAAAGCCAUUGGUUGCAAUAGAAAGUGUCAACGAUGCCACCAUGCCACCGCUCAAUCGAUCAUUAUUACAGAAAAUUUCGAAGCAUAAUUUUAGGCUCGCUUUCGACAAUAUAAGUUUCGAAACUGGUAGAUGGGACAAUCUUCGUCAUUAUAAGAUGUAUGAUUUUGCGUUGAUUGGAGAUAAAUUUAUCAAAUCCUCACACGAAAACAUUGUAUGUUUAGCUACCCAAAGCUCUGUGGAACGGUUGUAUUCAUUGACACAAGUUGCACAUCAAUGGAACGGGCCAAUUUCAACCGCCGUCUACGUUGCCGGAGAUGAAGAAUUCUUCAUUUUACAACACUUUGUGACAUAUAUGAGACUUUGUUUCUCAUUUAUACGCGAUAACGUGACUUUUCAUAUUGCUGUUCCUAAUAAUAAGGAACCAGUUCACGCACAAAUCCCUCAUCUCUUCAACAGCUUUGAUUGUCAAUACCCUGAACAAACGCUUCGCCAUUUACUGAAAAUACGCAAUCCGGACACAAUACGUUGGCGUUUAAAAAAUGAAUAUCCGCAAAAUCAUUUACGCAAUUUAGCUCGAAAAGGAUGUCAAAAUAAAUAUGUAUUUCUAACAGAUAUUGAUAUAAUACCAAGCACAAAUAUGGUAUCACUAUUAAAUAAAUUUCUGCCAUCAGCAAAAUGCAGCUAUCGUUGCGCGUAUGUAAUACCAACCUUUGAAAUAGAUAACAGAGCUAAAUUCCCUGCUUCCAAGCCGGAGCUUAUGCGUUUAUAUAGAAAAGGUCUGGCACGCCCAUUUCACGAAAAAGUGUUUAUUUAUAACCAGUACGCGACAAACUUCUCCAUUUGGCUUACGAAUUCUUCCAAUGAAGAUGAGCGGGCUCAUAUAAGUCAUGUCGUAACAAAUUUUGAGUUCUUGUAUGAACCUUUUUAUGUCGCUUUUGAUGAUGUCCCUGCACAUGAUGAAAGAUUUAUAGGCUACGGCUUUACCCGAAAUUCACAGGUCUAUGAAAUGUAUAUUUCUGGCUACACAUUUUUUGUGUUAUCCCCUGUUUUUACUUGUCAUUGGGGACUACAACAAAAAAAAGCGAGACCUGUUUGGCGCGAACAGCAAAAUAAUCAGAAUCGAAAGCGUUUUGAGAUGUUUAAACAUGAAAUUCUCGCUCGAUAUAAAAAAAAGACAACAAAGAAGUAAUUGGCAUAUUCAUACUCGAGGAAGUAGAUUGGACAUAAUGAAAUCAUUAUUUAAAUAAAGUACGAUAAUUACAAAUUUGUUAUCGAUAUGAAUUUUAUGAUAAUUACAUUAUACAAACCUUAAUAAAAAUAAUUCCAGAUCACUCUAUUACAUAGAGUGAAACCAUAUAUCAGUGUACGAGUAUAUA
Messenger RNA from Bactrocera oleae (olive fruit fly), 2176 nucleotides. Its product is annotated as beta-1,4-glucuronyltransferase 1. Gene Ontology annotation, biological process: protein O-linked glycosylation via mannose. The record is from RefSeq and is a predicted model, not a curated record. NCBI's taxonomy places the organism in Eukaryota, Metazoa, Arthropoda, Insecta, Diptera, Tephritidae. Gene Ontology annotation, cellular component: Golgi apparatus. Gene Ontology annotation, molecular function: glucuronosyltransferase activity.